Messenger RNA from Dichomitus squalens LYAD-421 SS1, 2833 nucleotides. RefSeq lists its product as uncharacterized. The transcript is spliced from 13 exons. Gene Ontology annotation, biological process: sodium ion export across plasma membrane; intracellular potassium ion homeostasis; regulation of membrane potential. Lineage: Eukaryota; Fungi; Basidiomycota; Agaricomycetes; Polyporales; Polyporaceae. Gene Ontology annotation, cellular component: plasma membrane. The record is from RefSeq and is a predicted model, not a curated record. The coding region runs from base 587 to 2785 and encodes 732 amino acids. Gene Ontology annotation, molecular function: sodium:proton antiporter activity.
GUCCUAUGUCAUCCCGUUCUAUCUGCGAUCAUUGACAUGUUCGUGCUUAAUCUACCUCCAGCCGUCGGCCUCAUAGGCUGCGAAUAAGCGACCACAACCACUUCAGGCUCGGAUCGGAACGCGUGGUUAUCGCUCUGAUUCUUUGAGCACUCGAAGUAGUCCCCUUCAGCACCAGAUACGAGCCAUUCACCACGGUGAUUCACUAUCCUGCGUUCUCAUGAUUAUCCAGCCGUGUCACUGGGCUAUGUCGGUGUUCUUCGAUGCACAGGUCGCCGCGUACUUGGGGCGUUGCUGGCAUGCUUUUGCGCCCAAAUGAGCGUCUCUAGUGACUGCACGGUGGCCUGGAAGCGUUGUCUGAGCCGACGCGAAGCCAUGCACGACUUAGAGUUCCUCCACUUUGGACGACACCAGGUGGAGCGCAUGGUGGCCAUGCUGCGACGUCUGCCGCCUUAAAGGUGAUCAUGGGUACCAACAGGGUUGUCCACUUGCAGGAUUAUCUCGCCUUCAGACUCUUACACUCGUAUCCGUCGCUCGCGGCGAAGCUGACCUUUUAUUUGUGAGCUCGUGGUUUCGCGGUCGGGUCAAGAUGAUGCAUCUGGACCUCCUACAGAUUACAGACCCAGGGUUAGCGUAUAUGAUAUUAGGAGGAUUUACGGUCGCGUUCAGCAUGGUCUCCCUUUGGGUGAAAGAGAAGCUUUUCGUCAAUGAAGUGGUCCUUGGAACUGCCUGCGGUAUCAUUUUCGGUCCCCAUGGCUUCAGCAUCUUCAACCCGCGCUCAUGGGGCGGCGAUUUGAACGUCAUCACUCUUGAGGUAAUGCGCAUUACCCUCGCUGCUGGCCUGUUUGCGAUCGGCGUCGAGCUCCCUAAAUCAUACCUCCUCGACCACGCCAAAAGCCUCCUCGUUAUGGUGGUCCCUACGAUGGCCUUCGGCUGGCUUGUAGUCGCAGCCGUGAUUUUCGCCCUCUUCCCGACCCUCGAUUUCGUCUCCGCCAUGGUCAUAGCAGCUUGCUUGACACCGACAGAUCCUAUUAUCUCAGCUGCUAUCGUUGGCGGUAGAUACGCGAAUGAACAUGUCCCCGAGGCACUCCGCUACAUCAUCUCUGCCGAGUCCGCGGCAAAUGACGGUCUCGCGUACCCCUUCUUGAGCAUCUCGGUAUACCUCACCAUCGAAAGUUCGAAGGCGGUGGCCAUUGGAAAGUGGUUCUUGGUAGGGUGGCUCUACCAAGUGAUCAUGGGCACUGUCAUCGGUGCCUUGCUAGGAAUGAUGUUCUCCAAGUUAUUGAAGAUGUCUCAGAAGCACGGAUUGCUAGACCGUGAAUCCUACGUCGCUCAAUAUCUGGCACUCGCAUUGUUUACCAUCGGGGUAACGCGUACGAUAGGCAGCGAUGACCUCCUCGCUGCAUUCGCCGCAGGUUCAGCAAUCAAUUGGGACGGGCACUUCAGGAGCAAAACUCAGGACGAGAUCUUCUUUACGGUCAUUGACCUGUUGCUCAACUGUGGCUGCUUCGUGUAUAUUGGCGCUUGGAUGCCGUUCAACAUGUUCAAUGCGCCCGAAUUGGGAAUAACACCGUGGCGUUUGGUCGUUCUUUUUGUCGCCGUUCUGAUCCUCCGCCGCAUUCCGCCGCUCUUCAUGCUCUACAAGUGGGUACCGGAGAUUAAGACGUGGCGAGAAGCCCUAUUUGCUGGUCAUUUUGGCCCGAUGGGAGUCGGGGCAGUCUACGUAUCGACUUUCGCGGUUACCGAACUGCCCAAGCCUCAGUCGCCCCCUCAAGGUCAAGCGGAGAUCCUCGCUGCGACGGCGCAGACAAUCGUAGCAUUCGUUGUCUUAGGAUCGAUAAUCAUCCAUGGUCUGUCAAUCCCGUUCCUCACUCAUGGACGGGACAUCGGCGCACGGACCCUCACCCUCACGCGAACCUGGACCUCGCGUCAGGUAAACGCUCAACCGGAGUGGCUGGUCGGCAUCCGUCGCCCCUCCGCCGAUAUCUCCCGGACGGAGGCGCGGGCAGCCGAUGCCAGGGAUGUCGAGCAGGGCGUUGGGAACUACGAAUCGACAACGGCGAUAUCCGAUGCGGAUAUGAAGUCGGAUAGAGACUCCUCGGAAGGCGGGCUUCCUGUCCCUGAACUGAUAGUCGUGCAUGCCGGUGAUGGUGGUGAGAAAGGAGACGCGGCUACUUCCCUGCGAUCGCCUUCGCCGAUAAGGGAGAACCUGAACGUUCUGCCAGGGGCUCCAAAGGUGGCGAAAGAAGGAAAGGUCCGAGCGAAAACAGUCAAUGCGCCACACGACGACAUACGUCCAAGUCAGCGCGGAGUGCAGCGCCCUGCCGUUACCGCUAGCAUGCGCAGGCGCGAGCAAAGUCCCGCCCGAUCAUCUGUCCGCUCGCUUCGUUUUGCUGCGACCUUAGAGGACGACGUCGCUGGCGAUCGACAGUCCCCUUCUGGCGCGCACACCCCCAGAUCAACUUACUCCGCCACCCAGGGGUCCGCUGAGGGCUCGCAGACUCCCCCGUUAUCUCGCGUGGUCGGUAUCCUCGCAGAUGACCUCGCAAGUCGAUUGGGGAACGCCCGGAAUGGUGCAACUACCUCAGCAAGUCCUCCUCGUGACAGACGGAGAGUGGACGCGCCGGGAGCAAAGGGCGAUGUGGUCGAAGAAGACGUUGCUGAGCGCCUUACAGUACGUAAUCCCGAGCUCACCGGAACAACUCUGGCAGCUGGGACCCCCACAGUCGGGACAAGGACAACUGAUACUGUCAAGAGAUUGACAUCGACGGCCAAGUCUGGUGAAUGACAUGGGCUACUACGGCUUCCCGGGGGCCAACCGGGAGGUGUUGUUAUU